Molecule: messenger RNA, 5613 nt
Organism: Cannabis sativa
Lineage: Eukaryota; Viridiplantae; Streptophyta; Magnoliopsida; Rosales; Cannabaceae
Exons: 8
Coding region: 167-1015 (282 amino acids)
Biological process (GO): proteasome assembly
Cellular component (GO): cytosol; nucleus
Source: RefSeq, a predicted model, not a curated record
CUAAUUAAAAACUCAACAAAAAAUACAGACUGGGCUUAGUUAGUGGACCUACAUAGCUAAGCCCGAAAGUUAAAACUCAAAGUUUUUCUUCUUCAUCAAGUAGAAGAUUCGCGGCUGUUCAAUCAAGUAUCGGCGACCAGAGAGAAACGACAGUUGAGAUACUAAAAUGGAAUUCGUCGUUGAAGAAGACAAACACCUCGAUAAAGAUUGUUCCACUCUAAUUAUGCCGGCAUUGUCAAUUGGAAAUGUGGGGCAAUUGGCUAUGGAUCUUUUAGUUUCAACCAUGAAACCAGAGAGAGUUGGAUAUUUGGAUACUCCUUUUGUUCUUCCUUGUGUGGGAAAUGAUGCAUAUGUGCCUGUGCCUCAAGGCCAGCUCGCUCUACCACUUGAAGUUUAUGAAUCACCCGCUAAUGGAGUCACUCUUCUCCAACAAAGGUCCCCAGUUGUCAAGGGGAUGAUGAUUGAAUUUGCUAAAAACUUGGCUGAGUUUGCUGCUGCUAGUGGAAAGACACAUGUUAUUGUGCUGUCUAGCUUAGAUUUCGGGAGGUGGCAGAAAAUUGAUAUGUCAAGUGGUUCGCAGGUCCAUUACCUAUCAAACACCAAGAAGGAUGGAAAAGAUGAUCACUGUGAGAAAAUUGGGUGGAAAAUACUAGAAGAAUAUAACCCUGACCAGAGGAGAUGGAAAUAUCUGAGUGAUAUAGCAGAGGGCAGUUCUGUGCAUGUAGAUGAUUUGUCUUUUGAGGACGAGCAAGAAAAUGAUGAAGAUUACUACCCAAGCUUGCCUUUUGCUGCACUUUAUUCAUGUUUCAAGGAAAAAGGUUUGAAGGUCACCUGCUUAUUAUGCUACUGCUCAGAGGGAGACAACAUCCCCGAUGCUUUCAAUUUGGCUGAGGCAGCAUGCAAACUUCUGGGAUUUUGUCCCAAUAAUCUUAAUAACUACGCGGACGGCAAAUGGCUCAUCCCAUUUUCAUGGGGAACACUCUAUGGACCAGCUCCAGACAUGUCCAUCUUUUAAGGAAGUUACAGGUUAGAUGUUAGGAAGAAAGCACUGUGUUUGUUUUCAGCUCGCAGGCUUAUAAUUCAAGUCUCAUUAUCACUGAGGUUUAGUUAGCUGGACAUCUGUGACACUGCGCUCUGUAUUCAGUAUCAUAUAUUUGUUUAGCAAUUAUUUUAAUCUGAAGAAAAGGUAUUACACCAAAAUUAAGAAAACGUAUUACACCAAAAUUAUGAUCAAUAUCUUCUCUUUUUUGAAAUUAAAUUGAUCUACCUCCGAUGCUUUGAAGCUUUAUAGGGAAGUAUAAGAAUAAUUAGUAUUUUUGCUCCUGAAGUGCCUUUAUAUUAUAACACUUAUUAAUAAUAUCUCUAGAAAUAUAAUUUUUAUGGUAAUGUAGUUUUUCUUUUUUAGGUUAAUGAAUAAUAGAAUAAAAUAUAUAUAUAUUUUUCAAUAAGAUAUAUUUUUAAUUUUAGUUUUUUAAGACUGAAAGAUAUUUAUUCUGCAUAUAUUUAUUAAUUACCAUUUGUUUAUAUUUUUACUUUAAAAAUUAUAAUUCGAGAGAUAUUAUUAACGAGUUGUACACUAUAAGGGAUACAACUUAGUAGUAGAAAAAGUUUUGGAGACGAAAAUAUUAAUUAUUUAUCAAGAAAUUAACUUUACAUUACAAUACUAGAGAUUAUACACAACGUAUAUGUAUGAUGAGUUAAUAUUUUGUAACUACACUUUAAAAUGUGAAGUUCUCACGUGAAAAUAUUAACAUGUUAAUAAGUUAAUAACUCAUCGUGCAUGUUUUGUACGUGCCUUGGGAGUAGAGUUGUACAUUUGGGCCAGACUAUUUGGCACGAUACAAAAUCGGCACGAUCCUAAGAUACGAGCACAACAAGUAAAAAAAUAUAAGCUUAAACACGGAACAAAAAAAUGAAUUUGAGCACAAUACAAAAAAUAUGACACAACACGACAUGAAAAAAAGUAUAAAUAUAAAAGUAUGAAAACACAAUAUCAAAAAUAUAUAAAUUUAGUACCAUCAUCAUCAUCAGAUCUCUGUCUCUCUCUCUGAAGAAGAAGAAGACGCAGAGGCAUUAUCAGAUCUUGGAAAUGCCUCGCCUGACUUUGAACCCUAAUCGUCUUUUGCCUAGGUUCGUCUUCGGCCAGUCUUGGUCCCUUUCUUUGUCUUUGGCGUUUAAGUUCAGGCCAUGGAGUUCUGUUCCUGCCAUGGCGAUCCUGUCCUUGUUGUUCACAUACCGCCCUUGCUCCGUCGAACUGAGUAGUGGUGGCGAUGGUGGAAAAAUCUCAUCCCCUAGACGUCCUUGUCCCUCGAACCGUGCCUCCUGCGAUUGAGAGAAAGAGAGAGAAGAAGUUUGAGAUUUGUAGAGGAGAAAGAGGCGGCUGUGAAAAAUGGUAUUGUUAGGUUUCAAGAGCUUUCUUUCUCAGUGGUGGCGAUGGUGGAAAAGUUGCCCUUGCGAUUGAGAGAAAGAGAGAGAAGAAGUUUGAGAUUUGUGAAGAUAGAAGAGAAAGAGGCGGUUAACGCGCGUCAUGGAUAGGUAGUAUGUUUUCCACGAUCGACGGUGAAAGCAAAGUCGGAGUAUUGAUCGUGUGCGGCUUAGUCUUCUGUGUCGGCCGGGAAGAAUUAUGUAGCCAUCAAUCAAAGGGUACUUACGAUCGUGUUCAAAGCUCUGUUCAGGUUUUUCAUUCCAACUCCUACAUUCAUAAACUCUAAUAAAUUCUUUGACUAUUGUAAAUCUAUUUUGUCAUUAUCUACACAUUACAUAUGAAAAUUUAGUAAUUAUAUGUAUUACUCAUUUUGAUAUUUGCCACACGUAUAGAGGAAUUUUUAGCCCAAUUAUGAGAAUUUUCAUAAAAUUUGCUUUUAUUGAUCUUACCUUGUAUUAUCUAUAUCUAUUAGAAAAACAUCUUCAUAUUUUGUUAUUAUAUUGAUAUUGUUGUUAAGGCGUGACCAAAUCGCUAUGGGAUGUGAAACUCUUGGUGGUUGUCUACAUGGCACCGGUGGGCAAGGUAGUUACUCAUGGAACAGUUACUAGUGGUUACUGUCUAAUAUAGUGUAGUUGGUGUGGUGAUGGUGGUUGACGGAGGCUAUAUGGUGAUGUGGUGGUUGCGGUUAUCAUACUGUAACAUGGUAAUAGUGACCUUUGCAGUUAUUUUAUUUUUAAUUAUUAUUUAUUUAUUUAUUUUUAAAUUCUUGUUUUUAACUACCCUCUAUAAUUUUUUAAGGAAAUUAUAAAUAUCAAUUAUUCUUAUUUUAUUUAUUUUUUAUUUUUUUAGCAGUUAUUUUAUAAUAGUAUUAUGUUUUUUUUUUGUUUUUUUUUUAUUAUGAAUUAAUUAUUAUAAAUUGAAAAUCAAAUUUCCCUUGUGUAAUCAAGGAGAGUUUGAAUUGUACGCAUACGACUUAUUAUGUAUAACAAUUAUAUAACAACACAAAUUUGCACAAAGUCAAACCCAACAAAACCAAAUAUGUACAAACACUCGUAAAUUUUCAAUUCAACAUUUAGGUCACUAAACCUUCUUUUGGACUAUAACGUAUAAAAUGAAACUUACAAAAAUAAGAAACAGCAAACCCAACUCCUUUUCAAAUAAUUAAUAUAAUAAAUACAUAUAAACAGAAAGGGGUUUGACAUUUUGAACUUUGUAUUUUUUUCUUGAAAAUUUUUUUAGGCAAAAUUUGUACUUUGGAAGAGAAAAACAAAUACAAAAAAUCAUACGUACACUUGCAGUUUCAGAAAGAUCGACCAAUUGUUUGUUACGUGGCACACUCCUAUUGGUUAGUAGUUAUGUAGGACGGCAACCAAAAAAAAUCAAUGCAAUCCAGAGAUAAAAGAGUCCAGAAACCUUUAACGAAUGACGGUGGCCAGUCGUAUGAAGGUUAUUACGGAACCACAAAACGAUGCUAGGCCACCCCAGAACCAAUCCGAUGGCGGGUACCAUCAACGACCAUCGAAAGCGCGUUGGCUUGUUCCCAGAGAUACUGCUUAGGACGUUCUUUUAGUUUUGGUCGUGCCUACGGUUAAAGCUCCUUUCCGCAGCCGACCUUAUGCUCGACCGACCACUAACAACGGACUCAUUGGGCGACCCUUGGCCGCUACUCCCAUAUUGAUGCUCCCACGCUCUACCCCGAUUCACGUCCGGCACGUGCUCCGACACGCGCCACACCUUAACUGACUUGUCGAGGCUCCCGCUGUACACCACCCACCUCGGGUCAACCGCACCGUCCUUUUCGGAGCCCCGAUUUUCGUAGCAUUCCUCUUCAACUGCCAAACACUUGACGGGCCCAGUAUGACCCGUUAACACCGAGAGGCAGGCGUGGGCCCCACUGGGCUCCCUCCUCCAGACGCAAAUAUUCUUAUCGGCGGAGCCGCUAAAGACAAGGUUUCCGCCGGCGGCGAGACAAAGCACGGCGAGCUUGUGUCCCCUGAGGACCCCACCGUGAGACAAGUGCUUCUCUCGUUCCCAGUAAUUGACCAACCCGUCUGACGAACCGCAGUAAACUAUGGCGUUUUCUACGUUCACUGCUAGAGCCGUCACCGCGUUCUCUUGCUUCAGUAGAGUUUGAACCAAGAAAUGUUUCGUCCCUUCCCCGUUUAGCUCUCUCCUCCAAACCUUAACAGUACCAUCAGCCGAGCCGGUGAAAACCAACGAGUCGAAACCAGAAACAACUGAAUUUACGGCGUCAUCGUGAGCAGUGAUAGAUUCCAAGCAUUUGGACGUGGCGAUUCGCCAGACUUUAAUUGUCUUGUCCCACGACCCUGAGUAUAAUAACCCUUGUUCUUCGUUCAAGCUCAUGCACGAAACGGCGUCGUAAUGCCUUAUACGGAGAACAUUCCGUCGCCUCCUGACCUCAACAUAAUUCUUUGGGUUGAUGGAGCCCCGGAGAAAAUCCCUGAAAGAGGGCAAGCUCCCGAUUCGUUUGUGGACCCGCGGAUUCUUCGGGGAGACUUUCCAGACUCGAAUCUUACCGUCCUGGUGACCCGUGAAAAUCUUAUGACCUGAGAUAACAAUGGCUUUCACCAAACCACUGCUGCAUUUAAAUCCGGAGAAUUCUUUCAUGUUUUUCCAAACCCGAAUGUUCUUGCUGUCGGAUCCAGUGUAGAGAAGGUCCCCUGAAACAGCUAAAGAAUAUACAUGACCCUCUUCUCUUACAAUAGACCGGAUUAAGCCAUUACGAGGAAAAUUCUCAUGAUCUUCUUCGUAAGGAGUGAAAAUAAUCGGAGAGGAUGUUAGCCAAGGAGACUUGUUGUACGGAGAAGAAUUUUGAUUAUUCCAAGGGGACAUGGCGUAGGGAGAAGCACUAACCGAUGAUCCCGGACUCAUCGCCGACGAGCUACUUUGACGGUGGCCGGAGAAGUUGUCGUCGUCGAUGUGGGACGCUUUGUGACGUGGCGAGAAGAUAUUUGAUUCGGAAUGCAACAGUGCUCCGAAUUUGGGUCUGGCAAGGAGACCAUUAUUGGGCCUAUCCGCUACCAUUGUGGAUCCUCCUUUUGAGUUUCUCAUCUACCGUUUGGGAAAAUUUUAUGAAUUGAGAUUCAGGGAAAAGUUUUGAGAUAGAUUUUGUAAGAGAAGAGAAUGAAGGGAGUGAUUAUUUUUUUUUUUUUAGUAUUUCGAAGAUU